This is a messenger RNA of Oncorhynchus mykiss (rainbow trout), 6416 nucleotides long. NCBI's taxonomy places the organism in Eukaryota, Metazoa, Chordata, Actinopteri, Salmoniformes, Salmonidae. The record is from RefSeq and is a predicted model, not a curated record.
AAGGCCCAUGGUAACCACUUCAGCACAGAAGCGAGUAAGUGAGUGAGUGGGUAGGGUUUCAGCUGUUCAGCGAGUGCUCUCUGGUGAUCUCGCAGAGAUAGUAGUCUAGAGCCUGUCGUCUAGGACACUGCAGGACCGCUUUGAAGAGCUCAUCAAAUGGCAAAGCUGAACCACACGGGAACUGAAUAGAGCUCCCUUUCAAAUAGGAAAUUACUUGUUGAUUUAUCCAAAUCUACAGAAUGCCUCACAUGACUUUGAUAUAGACACUCACCUGAAGAUAGUAAGGUGGUUGGAGAAGAAGACAGUUAGUUGCAACUUGCCCGAGGCAACCCCCCCCCCCCCCCCUCCCCCCUUGUCAAAAGUUAGGUCGUAAGGAUUUCUAUACCUUACGAUUCGCUUUUCAUCUUUCUCCCGAUGAAUAUUGGAAUUUCGUAGUGGAUAAAAAUCGAAUAGACACUUACAACAAAAAUGGAAGAAGAUCAAAAGUGGGGAGUUGUUGAUAAAAGAGUGCGGAUGACUUGCAGUGACCACCGUUGCAAAAAGCACUUUUGGACGAAUUGGAAAGAUUUGUCCGGUAUAACUGUCUGCAUCGCAUUAUCUUUAUUGUCUCUUGGAUUUUGCGUUCUCGUUUACCUGAGUACAUCGGAGCUGAAGUCCAGGAUACUAAACCUGGAAAAACAGAGAGAUACGCAGCUCUCCUCGUGGAUCACACUCGAGCAGGUGGAACCCGUUGUUUUUGGACGAAUAGAUCAGAUUCUGGAAGAGAAAUUGGCGGCUCGACUUCCCAAAACACGAGAGACCAGAGAAGCGCCCCAUAGCUGUGUCUGUCCACCAGGGCCUCCUGGGUCGAGGGGAAAGAGAGGUCACAAUGGGGAUCCAGGACCUCCUGGUCCGCCCGGACGAUCAGGCUUUCCGGGUGACAAAGGAACAAUGGGAAUUCCUGGAAGAAUGGGGAUAAAAGGAUACGCAGGGGAGAAGGGAGCGCCAGGGGAGCCAGGCCUGUCUAUCAUUGGGCCACGAGGACCUCCUGGACAGCCAGGAACAAGAGGCUUCCCAGGCUUUCCGGGUCCGAUUGGGUUGGACGGAAAGCCCGGACAGAACGGCUUGAAAGGAGACUUGGGUCAACGUGGUCUUAAAGGAGUCGCGGGUGAACCUGGUCUGAAAGGGGAAAAGGGCAUAUGUGGAGACUACACUCACAGGCAGAUCUUGCCCAUCCCCAUGCGAAACAUGCCCCCAAUAAACCCUGUAAUCCUAAAGCGCCUCAAGCAGGGCGAGCCUGGAGCUCAGGGCCCACCAGGACCUCCCGGCCCCCCAGGGCCCUCAGGGACCUCUGGACUGAAUGGUGCUAGUGGACCGCCGGGUAAACCUGGUGAACCAGGAAAACCUGGGAAAGAUCUAAGGCUCCUACCAGGGAUGAAGGGUGAGCCAGGCAUGGCAGGAAUAAAGGGCGAUGUUGGCCCCGCUGGUCCUGAAGGCCCCAAGGGACUGAAGGGAGAGCUUGGACUGAAGGGGGACUUUGGUAUGCCGGGAAUGCCAGGGAAACAAGGAUUGAAGGGAGAGCCAGGUUUUCCAGGCACUCCUGGAAGAAAGGGUCAAGCUGGUAUCCCUGGUACACCUGGUUUUCCUGGAAAGAGGGGCUACAGGGGUGACAAGGGCGAACCCAGCGCAGCAGGAACUGGCAUCAAAGGAGAACCAGGGACACCAGGACUCCCAGGCCUAUCAGGAUCCAAGGGUGACAAAGGCGACCAAGGUCUCAAGGGGGAAGCAGGAUCUGAUGGCCCAGCUGGACCAAGAGGUCCUCCGGGUGCGGCAGGAGAGCCAGGGAAAUCAGAAAUCAUCAACAAUGAAAAUGAUAUUCGGAAUGUACCUUUGAUGGGCCCACCUGGCCCUCCAGGGGCCCCCGGAACACCAGGAACAAAGGGUGAAGUUGGCCUUCCAGGCCCAUCAGGUCUUGACGGAGAGAAGGGACCUCGGGGGAAGCCUGGAGAGCCAGGUCCUGUUGGCCCAGCGGGCCCUGAAGGUCCCAUAGGGGAGAGGGGCCUGAUGGGUUUCUCAGGACCCAAAGGAGACAAGGGGGACAUGGGUCCCUUUGGAUCACCUGGUUUAGACGGCCCUACUGGUGAAAAGGGGGUUUCUGGACCCCCUGGCCCCAUUGGAUUACCAGGCACAAUGGGUCAGAAGGGCGAGUCCGGAGAUAAGGGAGGAAGGUCAGACAUGGUCUACGGACCCCCAGGGCCACCAGGUCCCCAAGGGCCAGUUGGCCCCGCGGGACCUGAAGGACUGGGAGGACCAAAGGGGGAGCAAGGCAUAGGCAUACGGGGAGAGAAGGGAGCAUCUGGUUCGAAGGGCGAUAAAGGGGACAGGGGCCAUCUUGGACUUCCUGGAGCUCAUGGUUUAGACGGCAGGCCUGGUCGAGUGGGUUUAAUAGGACCAGUUGGUGUGGCAGGGCCUGCAGGACCAAAGGGGGAGAGAGGUUUCAUGGGAGAUUCAGGAGUCCCAGGACCAAUUGGUCCUCAAGGCAUCCCUGGUUUUGUAGGACCACAAGGAUUCAAAGGGAACCGGGGAGAGAGGGGCAAGAAAGGCAACAGGGGAACUAAAGGGGAUAAGGGAGACCAAGGAGCACCCGGAUUAGAUGCCCCCUGUCCGUUGGGGGAUGACGGCCUACCAGUAUCAGGGUGUUGGAAUAAAGGUCAAAAUCCUUUCCAACUGGCCAAGUAGUAGAGGUUCAAGAGAUCUGCUCAGUGACAUUUCGCUCAAAGCUACAGAAUGGCAACUUGAAGACAUUUGGAGAUAUCUUUGAUUUUUGACCCGACCUGUGGUUGCCAUUUUACUCAAAGAUUUUCCAGCCGACUGAAGACAGAGCCAGUAAUGUUGGGGGGCUCCAGUGGCAGCAAUGAGCAGACUGACUUCAAUAAGACUCAGAAACAAAAAGGAUUUCAGUUUCCUUUGCAGUUUUUUGUUGAAGGAUUCUCAGGCUAGAAAAGCCGUCAAAGCCACAGAGAGACACAGAUGCAUUUCUUUGAGAUGAAUAGGCUUGAUUUUCCAUCGGUCUUUAUUCACUAUGUGAAAGUAAGACAUGAACCUUGUAUAGUGUACACUUCCCUGUGUUUUAUUUGACACCAACAACUGUGAUUCAAGAAUUCAGAGCAGCUCACAGAACAUACUGAAAUAUUCUCUCCCUGUUCAUGUGUUUCCAAGACUAACCAAAAAAAAAACAAAUGGAAACACUUUCGAUGAUUCCUGAUAUCAAACUCACUGCCUUCUCUACUAUCCUGGGUGCUGCAGGCGUUUAACAAACUGUUUAUGUAGCUAUGUUGCCUGACCUGUGCCCAAGGAAGAACGAUGGUAUACAUUAUAUACGUAUACUAAAGACAUAGUAUAUUACAUUUAUUCACAUUCUUGUACUGAGGUGUAAUACUCAUCAUAUCAAUGCUGAAAGAGUAAGUAUUAUACAGUAGGAGAGGGUUCACACACUGUAUAAAGUGCUCACUCCAUGUUGUUAUAUAUAUAUAUAUAUAUAUAUAUAUAUAUAUAUAUAUAUAUAUAUAUAUAUAUAUAUAUAUUACAUUGGUGUGACAUGGGAGCCUCAAAAAAACGGCAUCGAUAUAUAUAUAUUUUUAGCAGUCAUACUGUCCGCUUUCAAUGAGUAUUCUAGAAUAACUUGAUUCAUAUUCCUGAGAAAUGCCAUACUAAAUGCAAGACGUCAUGCACCAUUUCGGGCAGUUAAUUUCAACUGGAAUAAUUUUAACACGUGCAUCCUGUCUGUAUGAAUCAGUUGGGCUUCACGGUUACUGUUUGUUGCCCUUAAAUAUCGAUUUGAACUAUAAGAAAGCUUAUUUCUAUUGUAGGCUAAUCUUUAUGUAAGAUUCUAACCUUGAACAGCUCCUCCAAACAAUUUUCUUCUUGAAUACUGAUGGAAGAAAGAGCCCCUGAUUUUUGUUGUCGUGGCUGGAUGCACAAGACCAGUUUUGGAGUUAUUGGACAGUUGACAACAGACGCUGAGAUUAUUUUGAAUCGAAUGAGUUGCUUAUUGAGGUAGCCUAUGACGUUUUCAUCGGAGUUGAUCGACAAUUUAAUGACGUUCUUGGGUGAAAACAACGUCUGAACUCUGAACUGCCGUUAUGUCCAUCUUGUCAACGACUGUGAUAUCUUGUGCCUUGUGUGCUUCCCUGUUUCCUAAAAUAAUCUAAUGCACAGAAGCAUUCCUUAUGUCAUAUUGACAGCUGCCUUCUACCCUUUCGCACAACUCAAUCCAAAUGCGCGUAAAAUAAUUAUUUGAAUAUUCAAAGUGGUGAAUACAGAACCGUGCUUAGCUAGAGUCCAUAUUCAUAUCCAAAUUGUGUAUUGCGAACAAGGGGCAGUUAUUGUGGUUGUUCUUUCGAGUUCAUGAAAGCCACAUCAAGUCUGACAACUAGGCUUACUCUGCACUUGUUGUUCAUACUUUACACGCAGUUGAUUCUGAAAGUAUUUAAAUUCACAUGAACUGCUCCUAUAAAACCUCUGUGGAACAUGGUCCUUAUAAGAGUGGAUCAAGUCAAGUGCUGUUACUGUAUUAAAGUAACUACUGUAAAUGUCACUUAAAGUAAAGUGUUGUCACUGUAUUAAAGUAACUACUGUAAAUGUCACUUAAAGCAAAGUGUUGUCCACAAUUGUUGUGUUUAACAAUUGAUGAAUGUUUCCAUUUAUUUUGAAUGCUCUAAACAAGAAGUUGUCCUCCCAAAGAUUAAAAUUCGUAUUUAUUUAGAGGUGCCCGUUUGUGCAAUGAUACAUAAUACAUGUGUAAUUUGGGCGAAUUUGAUGCUUUUCAUUUGAUUAAUAGAUGAUUUAGUUCACCUCAAAUAUUUUUAACAAGAGAGUCCAUCGUCCCCAAUACAGCCCACAGUCCUUAAUUAAUUAACCAGAGUAAUCCUAUGAAGAUUGAAUAUAAAUAUACUAAGAAUCAUUCAUUAUUUUGUAGCAAUUCAUUCAAAACAGCAGUCACCUUAGUGCAUUGACUGUAGGGUCAUCUUUGAAAGUUUGUGUGCAUUUCAUUUCAGCUUUUUCUCACGUAUAUUUUGCACAAUGAUGGCAGUACUCUUUAGUUUUACCAGAUAUUUUCUGGACAUUAUUAUUACAUGUAUCAUUUGUAUUAUGUUUCUUUUGUAUACAUUUCCCAAUUGGUACAACUUUACUGUGUCUUGAUCUUACAUUGUGUUAAAAUAUUAAGUGUACUCGUCAUGUAAUAUGCAUAUAACUAUUUAACACAUUAUAUAUGAGAACAAGUGAUUCAUGAACAACACCCAUUAACUGACGAUAGGUCAUGCGUAAUCAUUUCUGGAACUGAGCACAAAAUUGGUCCUUCGUAAGUAUUUUUGUUGCCUACUGCAAAAACUCAAAUGAAGUCCUCGAUUCAUUAUUCGUUUUUGUUAAUGUCACUUUGCAAUUCAUUCACUCUCACUUUUUUACAUGACGAGUACACGGAUUUGUUUUAGGACUCGUGUUGUAUCAACUGUAAAGUUAUGUGGUUCAUCACUGGUUGACAUUACCGAUAUGUUUAUGCCAGUCUAUGCUCAAUGCAUUCUGUUUUGUAUAAAGUGGAUGUAUCUCUUCUUGAUGCCGUCACCAUUCUGAGCUUUUAAAUACAUUUAGGAGAUUCAGGUUUAGAAACCAUUUUAGAUAGUAUUGUAUAGCACUGCAUAAUAGUUAAUCUGCUGUUGACAUACAUGUUGUUUUCUCUUAACUAUCUAUACUGUAUGUGUGCUAGGCAGAAAUGAAGAUGUAUAAUAUUUUGUGUGACAAUCUAUCAGUUUCAGUAGCUAACUGAGAACUGAUUUGAGGGCAUUUAUUUCAAUGCAUUUGAUGUAAAAACCAUCUGCAUGCUGAUAUUAUUGUUUAUAAGCACUAUUUUACCAUUUAAUAGCAACAGCGAAAUAACUACACACCAUAUAUGGGCAUAUAUUUGAUAUGCCAAUUCUGCACAAGACGAGGAAUUCUGUCAGUUAAGUGACCUUUUAUAACUUCCUCUGGUGUUACAGACUCUUGAAAAUGAAUACAAUUUGCAAUGUUAACAUUAAGUUGAGGUUUGGAAAGGUUGUUUCUUGAGAUUCAAUGUGAGUCAUCCGUAAACCUUUGAAUUAAAUCAAUCUAAUCCAGAGUUCAGUAUGUUUUAAUGGCUUCGUUGAGUGUGAGGUAAAGGUGUUUUAACAGUUGUUGUUUUUUUCAGAGAAGGUUUUUACUUUUUACAGAUCUUACAUUUCAGAGUACGUCACUGGUUGCCAAUUGUUAUUUCACUGUUCAAUACAUGUCACAUUUUGAGAACAUUGUCAAUAAUUCAAAAAAUAAAGAAUUGAGUUAUCGUUUUUAAAUUGUUGUUGCUGGAGGCCUGUUCAAUUCAACUUUGUGGAAAUAAGGUAUAAUAAUAAAUAAUAAUACGCCUG